This is a messenger RNA of Prunus mume (Japanese apricot), 615 nucleotides long. NCBI's taxonomy places the organism in Eukaryota, Viridiplantae, Streptophyta, Magnoliopsida, Rosales, Rosaceae. The record is from RefSeq and is a predicted model, not a curated record.
AUGCAGGCUUGGUUUCAGUGUUUUUCUACUCAUCUUGAGCAUUUGGGAUUUGUUGCUUCCAAGACUGAAACCUCAUUAUUCAUGUACUUUCAUGGGUCUACUACUAUCUACUUAUUGAUUUAUGUUGAUGACAUUUUAGUUACAGGGAAUAUUGGGUCUCAUUACUCAGCUAAUUCUCGAUUUGAGCCGUUAAUUUUCUACGAAAGAUCUUGGUCCCUUGCAUUACUUCUUGGGCAUGGAAGCGGUAUGGACCUCCACCGGCCUGCAUUUAUCUCAAUCCAAAUAGAUCCUGGAUCUAUUGACACGCACAAAGAUGUUAGACUGCAAACCAUUGCCAACUCCUGCUGUUGGUGGCUGUCGGUUAAGCAUAAUGGUGACCCGUUAUAUGAUGUUUUCGAGUAUCAUAGUGUGGUUGGGGCUCUUCAAUAUCUUACGUUCACAAGUCCAAACAUUGCCUUUUUUGUUAAUCAAUCUACCUCUGAUGAUGGCCUUGUAUAUAAGCCUAGUUCGUUAAGUCUUACUGCAUAUGCUGAUGCUGAUUAUGCCAGUGAUCCUGAUGAUCGUCACUCUACUGGAGGGUAUUAUGCCUAUCUUUGUGAUAAUCUUGUUUCCUAG